AGAGAGAGAGAGAGAGAGACUCGUCCAAAGCAAAACUGCAAAAGCAGGGGUUUUGGGGCCACGAGGGGCCCAGCGAGUUCUUCACUCCACCCUUGCCUUGUGAAUGUGUAGGCGUAGCGGUGGUGUGCUUGGUUCCGUUGCAGAGCGGAGCAGACUAGCAGAGGAGGCUCCAACGCGCCCUGCCCGAGGAGGAAGAAAGAGGGAGAGAACAGAGAAAGCCGCCUGCUUUCCUUGUUUCCUGCAGCUUAACGCAGAAGUAAUUGCAUCACCAGGCACCAGCCCCACUACCGAGCUGCAGGCGCUGGCGCUGGGAGCGGACGCAGAGCAGCAGCCAGCAGUGGCCAGUGGAGUAGAGCAUGAAGAAGGGGCACCAGCUGCAGCAGCAGCAUUCCUCUCCCCUGUCGCUGCCGCCGCCCAAUAAGCGCCGCUGCAGCGGCCUGGCCGCCGCCGUGCCGGCGCUCGUCGUCUGCUCCAUCCUGCUCCCGCUCGUCUUCCUCCUCGGCCUCCACCGCCCCGGUCCCGGCUAUGGAUCGGAGGAGCGCGCUGCGGUCGUCAUCAGCACCGAGCUGGCCAGUUUUGGGGCGCGUAGUAACAAGCAGCAUCUGGAGAAUGGGGGCGCCAUGAAGCACGAGCUGCUCAAGGAUGUUUCCAAAAAGGCGUCGUCUGGAUCCAACGGGAUUUCAGCUGAGAUGUCUCCUAGAUCAAAGUCUAAGAAUCAUGCUAUCAAAUCAAAAGCAAAGCUCAAGGGUGUUUUGUAUUUAGUUAAGCUAAAUAAUGACACCUUCAAAAGCAAUGGACCUGAUAUGCUGAAAAGAUAUCAAAGGAAGGACCUGUCCUGGAGAUCAAAGGAAUCUAAAACUGUUUUGCGACAUGAUACUGUUGUUAAUGGGAAAGAGAACCAUGGUCAAGAGACAGUGCAUGAGGGGAAUCCCAAGUCCUGUGAACAUGAAUAUGGAAGUUACUGCCUCUGGUCUACUGAGCAUAGGGAAGUUAUGAAAGAUGCUAUUGUGAAGAGGCUUAAAGAUCAACUUUUUAUUGCAAGAGCUCAUUAUCCUAGUAUUGCAAAAAUAAAGCAGCAUGAAAGAUUUACACGUGAACUGAAACAAAGCAUUCAAGAACAUGAACGCAUGCUGAGUGACACCAUCACAGAUGCUGAUCUGCCACCAAUUUUUACAGAAAAGCUAGAGAAAAUGGAGAACACAAUUGAGAGAACCAAGUCUUGUGAAGUAGGAUGCUCUAAUGUUGAACGGAAACUUAGGCAGCUACUUGAUAUAACUGAAGAUGAAGCUUAUUUCCAUACAAGACAGAGUGCAUUUCUAUAUCAUCUUGGUGUCCAGACUAUGCCGAAAACUCACCAUUGCUUGAACAUGAGAUUGACAUUAGAAUAUUUCAAAUCUCGAUCAAUCCGCACGGACCAACUAAAUAAGCAGAUGCUUGAAAGUCCUACCUUCCAGCACUAUGUAAUAUUUUCCAGAAACGUGCUUGCAGUUUCAACCACUAUUAAUUCAACAGUUUUGAAUUCCCAGGAUUCUGGCAGUAUUGUUUUCCACUUGUUCACUGAUGCGCAAAACUUUUAUGCAAUGAAGCAUUGGUUUGACAGAAAUUCAUACUUGGAGGCUACUGUUCAUGUAACUAACAUUGAGGAUCAUCUGAAGUUCCCAAAGCAUGAAGAUUCACUUGAGAUGCAACAAUUAUGGCCUUCAGAGGAAUUCCGUGUUACAAUUCAUAAUUAUUCUGAAUCUUCCCAGAGGCAGAUGAAAACUGAGUACAUAUCUGUUUUUGGCCAUUCACAUUUCCUGUUGCCUGACCUUCUUCGUAACUUGAAUAGAGUAGUAGUUCUGGAUGAUGAUUUGAUUGUCCAAAAAGACUUGUCAUCUCUGUGGAACCUCGAUAUGGAUGGUAAAGUGGUCGGUGCUGUCCAGUUCUGUGGAGUUACAUUAGGACAGUUAAGAGCUUAUAUUGCCGAACAUAGUUUCAACUCCGAUGCAUGUGUGUGGUUGUCUGGUCUGAAUGUCAUUGAAUUGGAAAAAUGGAGGGACCUCCGUGUCACCAGUUUGUAUCAUCAAUCACUCCAAAAGCUGCAAAAGGAGAACCUAACAUCAAAGCAACUGAAAGCACUCCCUGUUAGUAUACUUGCCUUUCAAGAUCUGAUAUACCCUUUGGAAGACUCAUGGGUUCAGUCAGGCCUUGGACAUGAUUAUGGAAUUAGUCGAGACGAUAUAGAAAAGGCUCCUACUCUACACUACAAUGGUGUCAUGAAACCUUGGCUUGAUUUGGGGAUACACAAUUAUAAAAGCUACUGGAGGAAGUACAUGACUACAGGGGAGAAAUUCAUGAUGGAAUGCAACAUCCACUAAUUAACAGUACCAUGAAAUGCACCAAAUACUACCAUUUUGGGCAUUUGAACCGCAGACCUCAUGAACUUAAUGAAUUGACAAAGUUAUGGUAACUAGAAAAUCACUCCAGGCCUACAGAUGACCCAAAUACACCCCUGCGAAGGCGAUGCUCAAAUCCCAAAAGGCUAAUAAACUGAAAUGUCCUCUGCAAAACCUUGCAAUUGUCAGCAACUCAGCAUCUAAGACAUCAGAAGGACACCAGCGUGAAACCUUUGGAGUAAAGUUACAGACCCUCUAAGAGAUGUGUCGGUUCUUUCACCAGUUUAUACACAGAUGAAUGACCUUUUUCAUUUGCUGCUUGGAAUUGCAAAAGUGCAGUUCCCUUGCUGCUCAUGUUUUGUAUAAUUUUCUUUUAUGCUAUUCUUUUGCUCAUUGUACAAGAGCAAUACUAGGGCAAAUGUUGACUGUGGCACAUCAUGUACAAGGAACAGCAAAUGAUGCCUAAAUUAGCAAAUAGUCGCCUGUAGCUCUCUGCCGCAAGGCUUGUUAUUGUUUUUGUUAUUGUGUGAUGCUGAUAUCCCACUGGCGGCGUAAUGGAUGGUUGUUUGUUC
Setaria italica (foxtail millet) is the source of this 2947-nucleotide messenger RNA. Its product is annotated as probable galacturonosyltransferase 7. The coding region runs from base 357 to 2357 and encodes 666 amino acids. NCBI's taxonomy places the organism in Eukaryota, Viridiplantae, Streptophyta, Magnoliopsida, Poales, Poaceae. The record is from RefSeq and is a predicted model, not a curated record. The transcript has 9 exons. Gene Ontology annotation, molecular function: polygalacturonate 4-alpha-galacturonosyltransferase activity.